CCAAACGAUCUAUCCAUCUUCUCGAAGAUAUCAUCGAAGAAAUACUGUCAAGACUUUCGGUGAAAUCGCUCUUGCGAUUCAGGUGCGUUUCCAAAUCAUGGCGUUCUUUAAUUGCCCGCGAACAAUUCAUCAAAUCCCAUCUCCAAAAUUCAACAGAAAACACGAGUUUAACCCACCACAGAGUCAUCGAUGAUCCAACGGCAAAUUACGAGGCGAUGGCAGGUUAUGUUGUGGGUUGCUGCAAUGGGGUGGUAUGCAUUCUCAAGCAAGAGGUUUUCUUCUUGUGGAACCCAGCGACGAGGAACUCCACCAAACUACCCAAACUAGACCUUCAAAUCCCUCCAAUUAGUAAAUGUGGGUUUGGUUGGGACGCGGCGAGUGGUGCAUACAAGGUGUUUGUUGUUUCGUCUGGUGGAUUUGGUCAAAUCUAUAGCUCGAACACAAAUUCAUGGAGAAGAGUAUGUAUGCACGGGCGGCGUCUUCCCAUGAAACAUAAAAACGCGCAGUUUGUAUGCGGAAAGAUUCACUGGCCCACUCAUCGUCAUACUGAAUCAUUCGACUUGAACACCGAGGUGUUUGGAGAGAUCGAGCAUCCCUUUGAUCUAGAGUUUGGGAUGCAGCUGUGGUUGGGAGAGAUCAAGGGAUGCCUUAGCUUGGUUUGUGAUGAUAGCGACGGAACAACGUUAGGUGUUUGGAUUAUGAAGGAGUAUGGAGUGAAGGAAUCUUGGUUGAAAGUGUUGAAUGCGUCUCUUGCUUGUCCGCAGCAACACAACGGCCCGUUCUCAGCCGUGUUGGAGAUAGCAUCGGAAGGAGUGGUUUUGCUGAUAUAUGGAUCGGCUUUCUUGGUUUGCAGUCGUGACGAUGUUGCUGUGCUUAUUUCGUCGCCUGACAAGGUUAGCACUUGUUGUAAGGUUACCCGCCGUUACACCACGCAUUUCUACGUUGAAAGUUUAGUCUCACCGGUUCCUGACGCGAAUCGUUGAGUUCAGUUUGGUGAGCUACUGUAUCAUUUUUUUCACGGAAUCAAAAAAAUUGGCCUAUUUUUGCAUACCGCCUAAAAAAUAGUGGCCUAAAUUUUUUUUGAACUCAUUGUGUUUUAUUCCUCUAAUAGUGUGUUUUGUUUGA
Molecule: messenger RNA, 1125 nt
Organism: Salvia miltiorrhiza (redroot sage)
Lineage: Eukaryota; Viridiplantae; Streptophyta; Magnoliopsida; Lamiales; Lamiaceae
Product: F-box/kelch-repeat protein At3g23880-like
Exons: 1
Coding region: 216-983 (255 amino acids)
Source: RefSeq, a predicted model, not a curated record